AUGCUUAGACGCCAAGUUCUUAUUUUUGGGAAGACCCUGGAUAGCAUCCUACCCUUCUUAUGGACUCUCCUCGCGGCAUCGAUACAUGACAUCGGCCAGCUUGACUGGAUCCCAGGUUUCGCCUACCAGUUCGGGAUGCUGGUAGUAAUCACUUUCCUCUGCAGCCCUCUCAUAUCCCAUGCCCGAAAAGACCCUCUCAAAGUCGAAGGCGAGGUCGAUGGCACCUUGAACUAUAACCUGACGACGGCCUACAAGAUCUACAAUAAUCCGCGGAUGCUUCCGAUAAAAUUGGAAAAACCCUCACGAGCCGUACGAGUGUCGAAUGCUGUACUUGUGAAGUUUACGUCAUAUCGCCUCCUAAAAAUAUUAGUUUUCGUCGCGCUCAAUAUUAGCCUCAAUCGCGCCAUGACCCCUAUAUUCUCAACCUGCACCCUUGACGACUUCUCACCGGCCCGCGAAGCCAUAUUGAGGCGUCUCAUCAGUGGCACCGUAUCCCGGCACGACCUCGGCAUACGAGCAUUCAUAUCGACGAUCUGGAUAUUACAUUCCGUUUUCCAGCUUGAGAUCAGCCACGUAUCAAUGAGCAUUCUAUUGGUAACUGUUCUUCGCCGCUUCUGGGGGAGGUACUGGCAUAGACUUUUCGCUUCGGCAGGGAUCUGGGCUCGUGCUAUUAAAGUAUUGGCUGCCUUUUUACUCUUUACCAUGUCGGGCAUCGCACACGCUAUCGUCGGGUGGAGGAUAGGGGAUUCCGCCCCGGAGCGAGACGUCCUCUUCUUCUGGUAUAACUUCUUGGCCGUUUGCUUCGAGAUAAUUGUCUCAAAGUACUGGCCGAGCGAGAAACUGGCAUACCUGUUGCAUUGGGUAGGACUUCACGGCAGAGCACAACACGUAGCAAGAAGGUUGUUUGGGUUCUUGUGGGUUUGGACGUUCUUCAUGUGGUCAACUCCGCGACUUGUAUAUCCAAAGAUAUACGCUUUGUUACUAGCUUCCAUAACCAAGUAA
Molecule: messenger RNA, 1002 nt
Organism: Daldinia caldariorum
Lineage: Eukaryota; Fungi; Ascomycota; Sordariomycetes; Xylariales; Hypoxylaceae
Exons: 4
Coding region: 1-1002 (333 amino acids)
Source: RefSeq, a predicted model, not a curated record